This is a messenger RNA of Humulus lupulus (European hop), 1506 nucleotides long. Its product is annotated as methyl-CpG-binding domain-containing protein 11-like. NCBI's taxonomy places the organism in Eukaryota, Viridiplantae, Streptophyta, Magnoliopsida, Rosales, Cannabaceae. The record is from RefSeq and is a predicted model, not a curated record. The coding region runs from base 268 to 1212 and encodes 314 amino acids. Gene Ontology annotation, molecular function: DNA binding. The transcript has 3 exons.
UGUGAUUUGCUUAAUUGUGUUUGAUAGCGGAAAACACAAUCAGAGCCGUCGAUCAGUUUAGAGGUGGACAUGUGUCGUUUCACUACUGCACCGUCACUUUUUCCAGAUGCCUUAUGGCCUUACGUAGCUCCACAACUCAAAACACAAGUUAGAGAGAGGAACAGAGUAUAGAGAGAGAAAUAGAAGCACCAAACCACGGCAUAUGCUCUGAUUCUCCAAACAACGUUUCUUCUUCCUACUUUGGUUGCCUGAGAGUGGAAUUUGAAAAUGGCUAGCUCAGUGGAGAAAGAGGGUGGUUCAAAUGAGGAAGUUGUCUCCAUGGAGCUGCCUGCUCCUUCUGGUUGGAAAAAGAAGUUUUUGCCAAAGCAAGGUGGAACCCCUAAGAAAAAUGAGAUUGUAUUCACAGCUCCAACAGGAGAAGAGAUCAGUAAUAAGAAACAGUUGGAACAGUACCUGAAAGCACACCCUGGUGGUCCAGCAGCAUCUGAGUUUGAUUGGGGCACUGGUGAGACCCCGAGGAGAUCUGCGAGAAUUAGUGAGAAGGUCAAGGUAACUCCUCCCCAAAGAGAAAGUGAGCCCCCGAAGAAACGAAGCAAGAAAACAUCAACUUCAAAGCAGGAUGACAAAGAAAAAGAAGCUGCCCCUGAAGGAACUUUGGAGAUGAAAGGUGAUGAAACACAAGGGGAGCAAAAAACUGAAAAGGAUGAUGCUGGAACCAAGAAGGAUGUUCUGAAGGAAAAUCAAGACGAGAAUAAGGCACAAGAUGCAGAUACCACAACAGAAGCAGCUGCUGCUGGAGAAGCUAAGAGUGAAAAGGAAUCUCAUAUACCUAAUGAUGCUGAGAAAACUACUGAAGCAGAACAGGAGAUUUCAAAAGAAACAUCUAUUGUGAAGGAUGUUUCAGGUUCUGUCAUAUCUCAAAAUGAUACUUUGCAUGAGCAACCAACACUUGAGGAGAAAAAUGUUGAGCCAGUGGUGCAGGUUGAAGCAGCUAAAACAAGUGCUGAUGAGAAAAUGCUUGAAAUAGAGGAAAAUGCGAAAGAGAAACACAACAGAAGUGCAAUUGAAACCGAAGGAGACAAAGAAUGGAAAGAAGCAGCAAGAGGGAAUGAGGAACAUACUGGUUCAGAUACUGUUGAAGUCAGCAAGAAGGUUGGUGAAGUGACUAUAAAUGGAACCAAUAGCAAUGCGGAUGUCAAAGAGAAGCUCUGAGUCAAUGUAGAUUAGCUAGAUGCUAGCUUCUCUUCGUUCAUUCUGACCCAUUUAAAUUCCUGGUCUGUACUCUUGGUGUUAAGCUCUGAUUGUUCAUUGAGACAUAUAUAUAUAUAUAUAUAAUCAUAUUUAGUUAGGUUUAUAACCAUCUUUUGUUUUACUGGUGAGACAAGUAGCUUGCAUGUUGACUUUGUAAGUUUGUAACGUUUUAGUAUAAAAUAAUGUCAUGUAAUAUUCAGACGCGGUCCUGUAUUAAGGUAGUAAUAAUAAGAAUUCAUUUUACUUUGGCACCAA